AUGUUUACACAGUUUUCUAAGCUAACAUUUAAUUCUUUCAAAUUUACUAAGAACUACAAAUCAGAAGCCAUUGACUCUAGGCUUUAAGCUGAGAGAUUUUUGCAUUCAUCUAAAAUAAUACAAAGCUAUUAAAGGCUGAUAUGCAAUUACUUAUUUCCUAAAAAUUAUAUAUUUUUAAUUUCUUGGAUAUCUCCAAAAUCAAAUUAUAGACUUUUUAUAAAUUCACACUCUGAAAUAGAAUAUCCUAAUAUAUUGAUUGAUUAAUCAUUUAUAUUACAGUUAUAUACGUCUAUGGAUAAAUUAUUUAAUUAUUUCAGGUUUUAAAAAACUUAAAACAACUUAUUAAUUUCAUUUGUUUUUAUUUUCUUGCAGCCUCCUAAACUCAAAGAUAGAGUACUUAAAUGGGAUAAACCCAAUAAAGUUUCAGUUAAUCCAUCAAGGCUUUCUAUAUUUGAUAAGUAGUGA
This is a messenger RNA of Tetrahymena thermophila SB210, 465 nucleotides long. RefSeq lists its product as hypothetical. Lineage: Eukaryota; Ciliophora; Oligohymenophorea; Hymenostomatida; Tetrahymenidae. The record is from RefSeq and is a predicted model, not a curated record. The transcript has a single exon.